Molecule: messenger RNA, 1116 nt
Organism: Armigeres subalbatus
Lineage: Eukaryota; Metazoa; Arthropoda; Insecta; Diptera; Culicidae
Gene: Ublcp1
Product: ubiquitin-like domain-containing CTD phosphatase 1
Exons: 2
Coding region: 20-1009 (329 amino acids)
Biological process (GO): protein dephosphorylation
Cellular component (GO): nucleus
Molecular function (GO): protein binding; protein serine/threonine phosphatase activity
Source: RefSeq, a predicted model, not a curated record
CGAAAUUUUCCCCGGCAAAAUGGAGCCCCAGGCUUCGAAAGAGAUCAACAUCAUCGUCAAAUGGAGCGGCAAGGAGUAUCCGAUUGAGGACCUCACGGAUCACGAUACCGUUGCGGUGCUGAAGCACGAAAUCUUCAAGAAGACUCAGGUCAAGCCGGAACGGCAGAAGCUGCUCAACUUGAAAUACAAAGGCAAAUUUGCAACCGAUGAGGUACGCCUCGGUCUUUUGGAGCUGAAGGUCAAUUUCAAACUGAUGAUGGUUGGCUCGUUGGAGGCGGAUAUCGAAGAAGCGUCCUCCAAGCCCGACGACAUUGGUAACGUCGUGAACGACUUGGACAAUGAUGACGACGAUAAGGUACCACUGGAGAACAAGGAAAUCUACUUGGCCAAAAUCAACAAACGUGUUCGGGAAUACAAAAUAAACGAGCUGAAUCCCCCGCGCGAGGGAAAGCGUCUGCUAGUACUGGACAUCGAUUACACACUGUUCGAUCAUCGUUCGGCUGCAGAGAACGGCGCAGAGCUUAUGCGACCUUAUCUACACGAGUUUCUCACUUCCGCGUAUCAGCAUUAUGACAUUGCUAUUUGGUCGGCCACAUCGAUGAAGUGGAUUGUUGAAAAGAUGAAGCUUCUAGGAGUGACCUCCCAUUCCGACUAUAAGCUGGUGUUCAUGCUGGACUCGGAAGCGAUGAUCACGGUCCAUUGUCCGGUGCGGGGAGUGAUAGAGGUCAAACCUCUGGGAGUGAUAUGGGGCAAAUACGAGCAGUACUCAUCGAAGAACACUAUCAUGUUCGACGAUCUGCGGCGAAAUUUUUUGAUGAACCCCAAGUCCGGCCUGAGGAUCAAACCUUUCGCCGAAGCCCAUUUGAACCGUCAUAAAGACAAAGAGCUGAUGAAGCUGUCAAAGUAUCUCAAAGAUAUUGCUGACAAUUGCAACGACUUCAACGAACUGAACCACAAAAAAUGGGAAAGCUAUAAGCCGAAGAAGCGCCGUGAAACGAGUGAUGAUUGAAGAUUAGGGGGGUGGUUGAUUGCAGAGGAUGGCCUUAUUCCAUGAAUGCUUUAAUUGAAUAAUUUCUGAAUAGUUAUUAAUAACGAAUAAAAGCUAAUGCAUUUGAA